Trichoderma aggressivum f. europaeum is the source of this 4665-nucleotide messenger RNA. RefSeq lists its product as uncharacterized. The transcript is spliced from 4 exons. The record is from RefSeq and is a predicted model, not a curated record. The coding region runs from base 1 to 4665 and encodes 1554 amino acids. Gene Ontology annotation, molecular function: protein binding. Lineage: Eukaryota; Fungi; Ascomycota; Sordariomycetes; Hypocreales; Hypocreaceae.
AUGCCAGUUACUUCCGAGGGCGAAGACCUCCUCUACAAUCUAGCUUAUGAGUGUGAAGGUCUCUUCUACCAGCUGCAAGAAGCCUUUCAGAAGACGCAGUCCGAAGUCGCAACUGCUCAACUAUGCGCCGAGUUUCAACAACGCUUCGCAGUAUGGGCAGCUCAUCUCGGCGUUUUUGCUCGGAAGAGCCAAUGCCUAGACACAAGGCUCCAAAACCAUCCGGAUCUUCAAGAUCUCGUUGCUCGGUUGCUGGAUGUCCUCCGUCGCAGCCUGCAGCAAUGCACGGCCGAUACGUCUAGCCAAGGAGAGGGAGAGGGGGUUCCAACGGCAGCUCUGAAAUCGAUAGACGAUACCCUCACUCGACUGAAUCGUCUAGGAGUUACCAUUCGCCAGUCAGGUCGUGGCAAGUUCGAUGCCAGAGCCAAGAAAUUCGCCGCGGGCCUCGAUCUAAGCUCAUUUGCGUUUCUAUGUGCCAACGCCGUGCAAGCUUUAUACCCAGGGGCCCAUCAGUCUCUCAAAGACUAUCUCAGCAAAUCAAUGACGGAUAGGUAUGCGAGGAUGCUAUUCUUCGGUUCUCGCCAUAAGAAACUUGAGACCCGUCGAGAACGACGCAUAGGGUUGUCACCCAUCCACGAAGUACCAAAUAAAGAGACACAGUCAAGCAACCCCGUCGUCCGGCUGCCGAUGAUGCCCAAGAAUCCAGUUCUAGCUCACCUUUUACGACCAUCUGCUGCACCGUCUUUAUCUGAUUUGUCUAGCGUCAAUAUGUAUCAGAUCAGAAAUCGUCUCAGACCACCAGACGAGGCAUCGACAAGGUUUCACAAAACAUCGUCAAUUCAGGUAAACCAAGGCAACUAUCCGCGACUGCCCGCAACCGACAAGGGCAGUAGCAUUUUUACCUGCCACUGGUGUUCUGAACCACUUAGUAAAAAAACGCUAUCUGAAAGUGAAUGGCGCCAACACAUAGAUCGAGACCUCAAGCCUUACAUAUGUCUCUCGGAGGGAUGCACCGAAGCGCACCCGGCUUACCCUACUUUCGACGAAUGGUUCACGCACAUGGAACUGCACGACUCGCGAUGGCAUCAGCAAAUUUACCUGACAUCUAGCUGGGUGUGCACCGUUUGCGAAUUCAACCAAGACGUCUACAGCAGCCCGCAAGCCUUGUAUUCUCACUUGGAAGAAUCUCAUGGUAGCGAUUUCACAAACGCGCAACUCCAAGCCAUUUCACGACAGAGCAAAACAGAAGAGCCGAGAGCUUCAGACGACUGUCUUCUUUGCUGUUUUGAAGUGCAAGAAAAAGGGAACACUGGCGAGCCGAUGUUCCCCAAACGACGAAAAGGGCAGCCCAAGCAAGAAGCUAGCAAAAGUGCCAGGAAGACUUUGGAAAUGACAAGUCCCAAUUCUCACGGCCCAGAUUUGGACCUCUCUGACACCUCUUCCGACUCAGACGACAUGAGUUCUCAUCAGAAUAAAAGACAGCGCAACAAAGACCGUUCCAAGGCUGUAGCUCGGCAUGUUGCGGUACAUUUACAAGUGCUGAUGCUUUUAACCCUACGCUUCGCCGCAGCCUUGCAGCAUGAUGAUGAGGACCUGGAUGAUGGCGCCAAGAGUGAUUCCGUCAAUAUCGAUGAAGGAAACAGCGCCUCAAUUGGCGGCACCGAUCUGGGAAAACUAUCUCACAUCGACUCCGAGGCAGACGUCGUGAUGAAAGAUGGAGAGGAUGGAAACGACGGGAAACAGGCGGAGGGUGUUAUGGAACUAGACGAAGACAUGGAUAAUGACAUCGCAGACGCAAGUAUCCCAGUUCCUGACACGGACUUGGAUCUUGACUUCGUCCCAAGGCAAUAUGAUGACCUCGAAGCCAAGGAUGAUGAAUUUUUAAACACGGUCAUUGAGUCUGGAGCCUACCAGUCUUGGCGAAGCGACUUGGUGGGCAUCUCGGAUAUUAUCUGCGUGCUGUAUCCGCACUCAGAGAUUGCUGGCAACGAGGUCCAGCAGUUGGCCAUGAACGGAUCGCCAUACAUCAUCAGUAAGAACGAGGUUGACAGUUUUGGCAAGGACGAGGUUGACAGUUUUAUAGCCAACAAAGAUCUAGAGGAUCACCCGAGCCUCUUCGAGCCUGAUACCACGAGCCAUGGCGACCACGCCAUUUUACUACGGCUGUCGAGCCAAACCAAAAACCCUGCAGCUGGUUUUUCCUUUGGAAGACAUCCUCUCAGGUGUGAUGUUGCCUUCGUUAAUGAUCCGCUGCGGAGAAUCAGCAACAUACAUUUCCGUAUAUACGUCACUAAGUACGGCAUGGUGAUGAUUGAAGACAUGUCCACUAACGGCACUUUCAUCAACCAAAACCUUCUGACUUUUCACUCAAAAUCCUCUGAAAAGCGGCCUAUUUCACAGGGGUUAAGCUCGGGAGAUAUUAUUAGUCUCCGUCUUCCCGAUGGUUCGAACGACCUUUCUUUUCGAGUUCAAAUUCCGCACCGAGACGAUGAACAAGAGGAGGCAUACGCGCACCGGGUAGAGAAAUACCUUGCUCCCUAUGCCUCACAGGCUGAAGUCGUUACCGGGCGGGGAAGUUCGCCUUCUGGUACGGACAUAGUUUUGGAAGCCGCCAAGUCUUAUCGCGAGUCCAUGAUGGCGCAAAAGAAUGCUUCCGAUGAGAUAUCGUCUCGCAAACACUCCCCUGACGAAUCGGUGGUGGACAGAUGGCAGCAAUCAGCCGAUCAAGUGGUUGCUAUCGACACACCGCCUGAUGAGGAUGCCAAAGAGGAGUACAAGAGCCCUUAUGACAACUCUAAUGCAGACGUUAGGAUGAACAACGAGAUACACCCAGAAGAUAUCCAAAGGAUUGAAGUUGCCCAUAAGGGUACUGAUGCGCCGCCGUUUGGCUCCCGAGAUCCGUCCUGCGAACGCGAUCAGCCUAUGCUGAAUACUCCAGUUGGCAGUCCUGUCCCUAAAAGCCCUCAGCCGUCGAAUGAAGAUGCAGAAAAGCCUGAAGCAAUCUUCAAAACAAUCGAAGUUCAGCUCAACAGCUACGUGACGCAGUUACAUAUUUCUAUGUUGUCCCAUGGAUUGGGCAAAUGCUGGGAAGCUUUAUCCCUCCUCCAGCGGGAUUUCUACUCGUUUAGCCGGCGUCAAGUCAAAGACGGCAUAAAUAAUAAUCAAAUACAUUUUCGCUCGCUUUCCAAUCUACAUGAGGACCUUCUGUCCACUUUAGUCGACUUGCGACGCCUUCUACAAACUGAAGAUCGCAUCCCUCUCGCUUAUAGCUUGGCGUUUUGCGAGAAAAUUGCGGCUUAUCGAACACACCUGGCGGCUUUGAAGAGUCAAAUACUUGAGGAGCAGGAGGCUGAGCCUUUCUCCCAAUCAGAUAUUGAGGCUGUUCCGCUCGAGGCUUUGCAAGUCACCGAUCAACAUUACAGAAACGGUGUCCGUAUCCUUGUCCGGCCUCUUCCUGGGCUUCCCGAUUUGCGCUUGAACUCUGGCAACAGUGACAAAUGGCUAGCACUCCGUGCUGAUGGGGCUUCCCCAGAUAGCCCUAAACAUAAGGUCCUGGCUAUAACUCAGGAUUUGAUAGACGCUAAAUGCACAAUUAGGAUACCUGAGUCUAUUGGAGAUGACUUAUCACGGCCGCCGUUAUGGUGUGAGCUCUACUCUCUUAGUCCAGCUCGUGAUAGUAUUGCCUUCUGGAACAAGUCGGAUGUGCCUGUCUCACUCAGCCGGAUGUCUCAUGCUAGUAGCAGCUUGUCACUGAAUGAACAUUAUAUCGUUAAACCGGGUCUCCCCAAAAGCCUUGGGCUAGGCACCUUUAGGGUUGAAAUGGAGCUUGAAAACGACGAUGUUGCAUUGAUGGACAUUCGGAUUUUGGGAAAGAGACCAACUGCCGCGAAGCCGGCUGUGUAUGGCGACACAUUGGCUUCUCAGGAUGAGAGCCCAGAGGAAACUAUAAAGAGAGAGGAUGAGAGCAUAGUGGAAAGCAUAGAGAGAGAGGAGGACUUCAGUCCCCAGCUCAAGAGAGUUGGCCACGUGGAUUUUGAUAAUCUCGCCAAGGCCAAUGCUGAGACUGAGAAGGGCCAGCCCGUGCUGCCUCCCAUUCCGCAGGCCCCUCCCCCUGUGUUGAUCUCGGGGGAGCCAACGAUUCGAAAAGCUCAUCCGGUCGCGAUGGUCUAUAGUGGCCAUCGGGCGCGCGAUGGAGAAGAAGAAAAAGACAUGGAGGCACCUCCUCACCCGCGCCGCGAGAAGCGGCGACCUAUCGACAAGAACGAAGAUGAAGAAGAGGCACAGCGUCAGCGCCUGCGCCAGCGCAUGGAUAGGCGGCGACCUAUUAUCGUGGACGAGAGCAGUCACCAGAUGGUCGACAAAUACGCAGAAGGAGACAUGAGGGCACCUCACCCGCGCCGUGAGCAGCGGCGACCCAUUAUCGUGGACGAGAGCAGUCAUCAGAUGGUCGACAAAUACGCAGAAGGAGACAUGAGGGCACCUCACCCACGCCGUGAGCAGCGGCGACCCAUUAUCGUGGACGAGAGCAGUCACCGGGCACGCAAAGAGGAAGAAGAUGAAGAAGAGGCACAGCGCCGGCGCCUGCGCCAGCGCAUGAGUGAUCGGAGCCGGUCGAAUACCCGUCGUCACCGCGUGUCCUAUGACGAUGGAGUCUAUCGAUGGGAGUAA